Molecule: messenger RNA, 3775 nt
Organism: Durusdinium trenchii
Lineage: Eukaryota; Dinophyceae; Suessiales; Symbiodiniaceae
Source: the annotation of a GenBank genome assembly
GCCUGGGACCAAAGACUCACCAGUCAGACAGCCCUUGUCCAAGUCUUUGAUCAAUGGUUGACUGUCAUGAAGGCUGAAGACAUCGCUGCAACCAUGCUACCUCGUACUUUGCCAAUGUCCUUUGAUGGGCCGAUGUUGUCGCUUGAGCUUGAGCAUGUCACCUCGCUUAAUGUGUGGAAAGCCAAAGUCCCACCCAAAGCCAGUCUGACCACCACGGUCAUCCUUACCAUGUUCACGAAAGGGAUCAACCCUGAUGCCUUGCGCUUUUGCACUAAGGAUCAGCGAGCUCUUCGAGACAUUCCUUUGGUUGAGGCCUUCACGAGAUCGCCUGAGGUUUUGUGUUCCAUUUGGCAGCAUCCUUUGGUUUUGCUUCGCACGCUUUCGGCACAGUCCGUCUGUCCUGCCUCUUCGUGUGAUGCAGCCGUGUCUCCCACCUUGCCAUUCUCAGUCGAAGAUUUGCCUCGACAGCUUGUCAUUGAGCCGGUACCACCUGUGCAACCUCCUCCUGGAAGGUUCCAUGCUCUACUCCAGUUCUUGGACUUCAACUCCAAGUGGCAUCCUGAGCAGGCAAGAACCAAACAGCGUGUUUCCCUUCUAUGGGAGGACCCACCAGGGGUCCUCACCAUCGAGCUUGACUCAACGGUCCCUGCUGCUGAUUUGCAAGAACAGCUCGCCACUCAUUUUGGCAGUGACAUGUACACCGUGUACCAAAGUCCGUUCAGCAUUCCACGGAUCGCCCUGGGACCACUCUUCACUGUGCGGCUGUGUGACCAUCCGAAUGAUGCCCUAGUGGUUUUUCAGAAGCUGCAGACUGAAGUUUGGGUACGUGCCUGUGUUGUUCCCAAACAGCUUGCCCGAGACACCAGCAUUGUCACGGCCACUGGCACCUACAUCAUCUCCAACCACAACAACAGAUGGAACUCUGAGGAGAAUGAAUUUGAUGACGAACUCUAUGGCGAGCCUCGUUUUGCCACCUCUGGCCGAACCAUCAAUGCAGUGUUGGUCGACAACCACUGGGCUGCCAUUGAGGUCAACCGCAUUGGCCACCAUACACAGCUUCAUGUCUUUGGCCUCGGACCUCUCCUCGCAGACCGUGCGAUCCAUAUCAUGUGUCGAUCUCUCGAAAUUGCACCACAUCGAGCACAACAACAUGUCCAUGCAGGAAUGCCUCCAGAGCACCUUUGUGGGUGGUUCUUGUUGUUCCGCUACUACAGACUAUGCCGGAUUCAUGACAUCCUUCCGUCGACCAUGGAUCUCUUCAACUCGCUCCCUGCCUUUCGAAGAGCCGAGAUUCGCGAAGCUUGGGAAGCAGGCCAAGAAGACUGGCGCCGCGCUGGCGCUUCUGAUGAGCUGUUGAAUUUUGCUACGACCCUGCGAACAAAUUUCCUCACUCGCCUGGCAGCCACUGCCACUCAGACUUCUUCGGUCGUUCCUGUGCCACUUUUUGUUCAGUUUCAAGCUCUCCCUCCGGAGGAACCAACUGAAGCCACCGUGCCGCUCCCACCGGAGCCGACUCAGCAGCAGCAUCCUCCUCCCCAAGUUGAUCCCACUGAUCAACCUGAGCCUGAACCUGUGCGGACUGACUCUGUCCAUAUUCGCCUCUUAGAAGGGUUGGCGCAACCUGGUUGGCUAUCGUCCGAUACACUUGAUCAUGCUCUUGACACCCUUCGCUGGCAGUUUCCGCAUGUGUGCUUUUGCCCUCCUGCACUUUGGCUCCCUGAGAGCCUACAUUUGAGGUUUUUCGCUGGCCUUGAGUGCUUGCAUGAGACUUUCAGCAACAUCAUCCUGUUCAUUCUGUGGCAUGACCAUUGGAUUGUGUGCGAAAUCACUGUCCAUCAUUGGGAGGCCUUUGUCCAGACCAUUGGUCCCAUUGAGAUCAUGCCUGACCUUGCGAGCAUCGUUGCGGCGGUCUGUGUCUUGUUUCAAAUCCAAGACGUGGUACUCAACACUGCCACUACCCACUUUAGGUUGAGCCUGCCCUCUCGCCGCAGCCCCUCCUUGCUGCUCUCCGUACUCAUGCUCGUCAUGAACUCAUUCAGAGAAUCCAGAUCCUUGACCAUGCUGUUUUUUGAGACCGCUGAUCCCGAACUGCUGCGGUUCGCUUCAGCCAUCAACUUGGACUUCAUGACUCGGAUCAUCCAGAACCGCUUCCCGACUGAGAGAGCCCGAGGGGGAACGAUUUCUGACAGUACACAGCCGCAAUCAGCCUUGCCGGUCACUGAGAGGGAUCCCUAUGUUGUGUCGUCCCAACGUGUCACAGAGAGGCUUGCUCUCUUCGAUACUCAACCGGGUUGGCUCUUUUCUGACACUGCCGAUUACCUUUUGGAUUUCCUCCGCCAAGCAGACCCUGACACAGCUUACUUGCCGCCCAUGCAAUGGACCUUCGACGAAGGUGUCAGCACUUUCAAUGACUUGCAAGUCCAACGUGUGCUCACCAAUGCUGCUGCUGCUUGGCAACAGCCGAUCCUUCAUCAAGCUGCACUCUUUGCCAUGAGACUCCUCCCGUGGCACCUCCUUCAAGUUCUUCAGGGCCGCUUUCCGAAUGUCCAAGCACCAGGAGGAGGUGGAGAAGCCAAGGCCGCUGCCAAGGCCAAGAACAGUCAGCGAUCAGGUACAGAUCCUCUGCUUGUUCAUGAUCCUUGGGCGAAAGCCGCAGCAGCCUCCUCACGAUGGGAGGACCUCAAGUUGGAGGACCAUCACCCAUUCCAAGACAGCAAAGGAGAGCAAUUGGCACAGUACCACAGACUUCAGACUUCCACCACCACAAAGGGAGUGGUCUUGACGACCAAGCAACACUUGCCAGAGCUCUUGAAACUUGGACCCAAGCAACCUCUCAUAGCGAUCCUGCCUCUUGUGGACCAGCAAACAAAAGCCGGCAGCAACCUCAACUUCCACGGCCCUUUCGAGGUUGUGCUGGAGGACCGUGCCACCAAAACCUCCUACAGAAGGGUUGUGUCAGCAGUCGCCCUUUUUGGUGAAUUCCAAUUCAAGCUGUGUGAACCAACACACGAAUUCACCAUGUCAGAAGUUGCCGAGUUAGUGCUCGAGUUGGAUUCACGAUUGGUUCAGAAGAGUGAAUUUGAGCAAGCCAAAGAGAACCCGAUUCUCUACUUCAAGCAGUACCUCUCCACCGCGGCCCCAGACCAUGCCGCCUUGACGUCCGUGUACGGCUUCAGGCACAACCGCCACCCCUCCUCAUCUCGGGACGACGACCAAUUGCAGGUGAUCGCAAAACUUCCAUCCGCGGCCAGAUGCAAGCUGUUGUCCGGCAGUGGCCUUCAAGGCAUCCUGGUCAGGGAUUUCUUGGAUCAAGGUGCUCAACCGCUCGACACUUCUGUCAUUCCCAAAUUUUGGGAGAUCAGCUUGAAAGGCCUUCGUGAGCUUUCCAUCAGUAUUGAGGGUGUCAAGGGUGCCGCUGGAGCAAUCCUCACAAGACGCAGCUUAGCCGUUCGUGCAUGGUCCAGCGAGAUUGCUGAAGUUCGGCGGAAGCUUCUGCCUAUGGAUGCUCGCCUCAAUGACACCAACAUCAAGGUGGUGCCUCGUUUUAUGGUGGAUGCUUCGGGCUGGCCUCCUGGUGCCAGUCCCACAGACGUGAUUGAAACAGUCGCAAAAGCUGUCAGCCAAGCUCCGAUUCCUACACGAACGUUCAGAGCAGCGGGAGUCCAUACGUGGCAAUUGGGCUUCCAAGCAAUGCCCACUGUUCUGACCUUCACGGUCAAGAUCAACGGCGCCCUUCACCAGAUCUUGCUGACGCCUACUCCACCUAUGACCAAAG